Messenger RNA from Lactuca sativa (garden lettuce), 1910 nucleotides. The record is from RefSeq and is a predicted model, not a curated record. NCBI's taxonomy places the organism in Eukaryota, Viridiplantae, Streptophyta, Magnoliopsida, Asterales, Asteraceae.
UUUUCCUUAAAUUUAUGUCAAUUAUUUAAUAUUUAUUACUUUGCAGGCUAAUCCUUGUGAUAUAUGUGGUGAUAAAGGUGUGAUUGAAGCUAUAAUAACAUGUUGUGAAUGCAAAACUUCUCGUCAGCAUCUGUAUUGCAUGAAGGUAGUUACUACAGAGGCACCACAGUUUUGGCUUUGUGAAGAAUGUGAGAGAAAAAAGUUGUUUUCACCAACAAAAACAACCGAUAAAGAGCAGAUACCUGAAGUUUUAAUACAGAAAAACACAAGGGUACUAAAAAGUCCAAACAAAAGUUCUUUUGCUAGUCGAUUUAACUUCAAGGAGAAAAGGGUGAAUACAGGAAGAACAAAAUAUAUCAGUUGUGAUGAAGCAGUUAAACUUUCUUCAGGUGUUAACAGGUCUGAACAACAACCACUUUCUUCAAGAAAUGCUUUCAGUUGUAAACAUGGAUCAUCAAGAUCCAUGCCACCACCACGUGAAAAGAGUCUUGUUAAAAUCUAUGGAGCCACCAACAACUCCAAGUUUGAACCACAAUUACAGCAACCUGUUGCUCAAAAAUCAACUGCUGUGAAAGAUUCUAUCAAGUCCACUAAGUGUUCUUCUGUAAGAGUUGAAAGAACAAACACAAAAAGCUUUUCACCAAGGAGUGAAGUCUUGCCUCCCACAAAAGAAGAAGCUGAUAUCAGAAAGCAGAUUGAGGUGCCUAAAUCUUCCAACAAAAUCGAAAAAAACAUCACACAAGAAACUAUAAAGAUGGCAAAGAGUGAGGUUCUCUCUCCCACAAAAGAAGAAGAAGCUGAAAUCGAGGUGCCUAAAUCUUCCAAAAAAGUCGAAAAAACCAUCACACAGGAAAUUACAAAGAUGGCAAAGAGUGAGGUUCUCUCUCCCACACAAGAAGAAGAAGCUGAAAUCAAGGUGCCUAAAUCUUCCAAAAAAGUCGAUGAAACCAACAUGAAAAGAGGUAGAAAAGAUUGGUAUAUGUUGUUUGUUAAUGUCAUCGUGUCAUGUCAUCCUUGUUGAAAAUGCCAUUAAUUUUGUAAAUGUUAUUUGAAGGUGGCAAUAAGAAUGAUGCUGAUGUGGACGCCAGGAAUAAUUCUAGAGGACUAUAUCUAACAAUGGGUGGGCCAGGGGCAGGGGGAGGGCCUGUUUCUGAGGAGAUGCAUGAUACUUCCAUUCCUGCUUUACAUUCUUACUGGAAGGGAAGUUUUAAUCUACCAAAUGGGCAUGAAAUAUAUAAUGGGGCAUUCAGGGCUCAUCCACCAUCGAAUGUGCAUAGUAAGGUGUAUGAGGCCCUCCACAAAAUGCCUGAAAAUAUUUGUUUUGAGUUGCUUCCAAUUCCUGACUUAUUUCAAGGCGACUCCCCCUAUAAGGAUGACAUUGGCUUGUACUUCUUUCCAAGAUACAAAAAAAGAUAUGAAAAGUGUACUUUAACGGACUUUCUUUGGAAUAAUAAUUUGGUUAUGAAAAGCUAUGUGGAUGAAGUGGAGUUGUUUGUACUCUCAUCUAAAUUCCUACAACUAAAUUCUCAAGAAUUUGAAGGGAAUUACUUUCUUUGGGGAGUGUUUCGGGCAAACAUGGUGAAGAAGGACACGUCAUCAAAGUCAAUUUUUGUGCAUGAGAAUGCCAAUACAGAGUCAAAGUUUUACGACUUUCCUCCAGGUUUUGAGAAAAUGCACAACCCUACUCCUCAAGGUUGAUUCUUUUGCAAUAUAUGACACGUGGCACCACAUACUUAGAGCUUAUUAUAUACUAGCUGAAGAAAAAAAGAUUAUUGAUGGUUUCGGGUUUCAAAUAGGAAAAGAAAGAAGCACGUGUUAAAUAGUUACUUGGCAGAAGUAUGAAUUUGUGGAUAUUGAUGGCAUUUACUACUUACUAAUUACCAAUUAGUGUAUGGGGAAAUUCAGCUAAA